Amphiprion ocellaris (clown anemonefish) is the source of this 1809-nucleotide messenger RNA. RefSeq lists its product as uncharacterized. Lineage: Eukaryota; Metazoa; Chordata; Actinopteri; Pomacentridae. Bases 168 to 1526 code for a protein of 452 amino acids. The record is from RefSeq and is a predicted model, not a curated record. Gene Ontology annotation, molecular function: proton transmembrane transporter activity. Gene Ontology annotation, biological process: proton motive force-driven ATP synthesis. The transcript has 7 exons.
GGAGGGAUUUUGUCGGGGAGGGGGCGUUAACUGUCGCAUCCAUGUGUUAUAUAAAAGGUGAUACAUUUCGAUAGAGCCGUGUCCAUACUGCUGUGAGCGACGCUGAGCUGCACUUGGAGUACAGAAUAGUCUCGUUUAUAGAAAGUACAGACAGGCUGUACAGAAACAUGGCUGCUUCCCUGCUGAGGAUAGGACGACUGAGCUGUGUCAAGUGUUUGCAGGCUGAGAGCUGGACUACUCUGAGGAGAGCACCCACAGCUGUAGCUUUCAGCACAAAAUCUGGGGGUUCCAAGAAGUCCUCGAAGAAGAACAACACAGACAAAAACGAGGCUAAAACAUACUUCGAUUUAGAGAAACUUGUUCAGCACAAGCCUUAUGAGUUUCCCAAGAAAGAAGUUUCACCAACAGCAGUAGCAGCUGCUGCAGCUGCACCAGCUGCCACUCCAGUUACAGCUGCAGAGCCCACGCCCUUUGCUGUUGCUGCACCUGAGACUCUGACAACAACCACUGCAGAAGAACCUGCUGCCCCAGUGCUUGAGGCCACUCCUACUGCUGAAGCUAUCCUUGAGCCUGCUUCAGUAGCUGAAGCCACACCAGUUGUUGAAGCGACACCUGCUGUUGAGUCGAUCUCUGAAUCUGCUGCAGCAGUGGAAGUUACACCUGUGGCUGAAGUUGCAUUGGAGGCUGUACCAGUUGUUGAAACUGUCGUUGAAGCUGUACCAGUUAUUGAAACUGUCGUUGAAGCUGUUGCUGAAGCUGUACCAGUUGUUGAAACUGUCGUUGAAGCUGUUUCUGAAGCUAUACCAGCAGUUGAGGUUGUUGUCGAAGUUGUUGCUGAAGCUGCUGCAUCUACAACUGAAGAUGCCACUGCUCCAGGAGCUGCACCUGCAGCUGAAACUGCACACCCUGCUGCAGAAGCAGUACCGGUCCCUGAAGCUGUUCCUGCAGAACCUCCUGUUGAAGUGGCCCUUGAAGCCACAACUGCUGAAACUCCUAUUGAAUUUGCCCCUGAAGUCCCUGUUGCAGAAACUGUGCCAGCUGUUGAAGCUACAACUGAACCUGUUCCUGCUGAAGCCCCCGUAGAAGCUGCCCCUGCUGAAGUGGCCUCUGAGCCUGUGACUGACACAGCACCUGAGUCUGUGGUCGAAGCGGCCUUUGUAGAAGUAGCUGCUGAGGAUGCAGCUGAAGCUUCCACCCCUGCAGAGAGUGCCAAGGAGUUGGAGGACCCUGCUCCAGUUGUAGCUGAAGCUGUGGGAGAGGAGCUGCAGGUGGAGACCCCAGCUGAACCACUUGAACCGUCUGAGGGUCAAAUGGACCCAAUUCAGAAGCUGUUCCUGGACUCAAUACGCCAGUACUCUGCAAAAAGCCAAGCUACUGGGGGGCUAGUUGAUGCAGGUUCAGAGUAUGAGAAGGCUUUGGCAGAGGAGAUAGCGAAGCUUCAGAGACUCUAUGGUGGUGGUGACCUGACAUCUUUCCCUGAGUUCAAGUUCACAGAGCCCAAGCUGGAUGAAGUUUCUCAGAAGUAAACAUCAACACUUUUCAAAUGAACUUUUCUACUCUCACCUUUUUAAUGUACAUCUAUGCUCUGUUGUGAAACAAUAUCAGUCUGCAUGAUGUUAGCUAAACAAACCCUUACCUGUAGUGUGUGAAGAUACACCUGUUUAUAUAUGUUUUAUGGGAAUAAAGAUAAUGUACAUUUUAGGCAUACAAAGUAAACUUAGAGCUGUGAAAUAUGCUUUGUGUAGAAUCAUCAUGGCUGAUGUGAGUGUGAAGAAAACAAUAAAUUCCAGGUGAUAUUUGUUAUAUGUA